Messenger RNA from Mus pahari (shrew mouse), 1748 nucleotides. It is a transcript of the gene Tmem267, whose product is annotated as transmembrane protein 267. The coding region runs from base 107 to 823 and encodes 238 amino acids. The record is from RefSeq and is a predicted model, not a curated record. NCBI's taxonomy places the organism in Eukaryota, Metazoa, Chordata, Mammalia, Rodentia, Muridae. The transcript has 3 exons.
CCUCCCACCUCCCUACCUACCCUGUCCUCCCUCUCUCGCCCUCCGGACCCCGUAGACGCUGCUCUCCCGGGAUUCGCGCUUUUUCCAACCCGAAGCUGGGAGCUGGAUGCAGGGGAUGAGAACAAGGAUUGCCUGUUGGUUCCUGAUGGCUUUUACCAUAUUGACACAGCUUACGAUGGCAUCCAAAGUUGAAAAGACUCGUGCUUUACCGCCGUGCUGUAGCACAGAAUCCCUCAUUUCCAGCAUCGGUCUGGGGAUCUUCUGCCUAGUGGCCGACAGACUUCUUCGGUUUCCCAUAAUUCAGCACAAUGACUGGCUUCGUGCCCUCUCAGAUAACAUAGUACACGGAGUGAUCGGCAUGUGGUCAUGGGCAGUAGUCACUGGAAUCAGGAAGAAGUCUGACUUCGGAGAAGUUCUCUUAGCAGGAUUCUUAGCGUCUGUCAUUGAUGUGGACCAUUUUUUUCAAGCUAGAUCCUUAUCUUUGCAGGCCGCUUUGACUCUCCCGAGGAGACCUUUCCUUCACUGCUCCACUGUGAUACCCGUCGCGGUUCUGAGUGUGAAGCUCGCCCUGCACUUGUUCAAGCUCAGGGACUCGUGGCGCUUUCUCCCGUGGAUGGUAUUCGUUUCCUGGACCUCACACCAUAUCCGAGAUGGAAUCCGUCAUGGCCUGUGGAUAUGCCCAUUUGGAAAAACUCCUCCUUUGCCCUUCUCGUUUUAUGUAAUAAGCACGUUGUCCCUGCCACACCUGUGUUCAUGCCUGAUGUAUUUAACAGGGACCAGACAAACGAUGUCUUCAAAAUACGGAGUGCGUAUUGAUGUCUGAGAUGACCAUAUAUAUAUGGCUCUAAGAGAAGGAACUAGUUCAGAUGAUCCAAUAUUCAAGUGAAACUUAUAAAACAUAGGCACUUUAUUAAGUUUUUACAGUUCGUGUGCCCUCUUGUCUGUGAGCAUGCUCAGUACUUGUGCGCCCCUCUUGUCCAGGCAUGCUCAGUACUUACACUUCUGUCUUUACGUGUGUAUCCAGUGCAGUACUGGAUUUGCCCUCAUUUCAUGCUGGAUCCAGUGUUGCCGCUGCUUUGUCUGACAUUAAUGGUUUUGUCUUAUUAACAUCUAACGCAUUGUCUAGACAUCUCUCUUGAAAACCAGUCCAUCUCCUGACCAAAAAGCUCAAAGUUCUGGAUCACUAAUUUGGAUUUAUAUUUUUCUGAGCCACUAAGACAAUGAAGAGGGCAAAAUAAAUGUUUAUGAUAAGACAUAAGUCAAGAGCUAACAAUUAUUUCAUAUAAUGUUGGUCCUGACUGAAGUAAUGACAUUAAAAUGUUUUGUGGAUAGUAGUUAUUGGCACUAUCUAAAAUAAUAGCAUUAAAUCUAAGUUAUAUUUUCAGAAACCAAUUUAGGAAGUGAUUAUUAUCACAUUAUCUGUAAUUACAUUCACCGAAAUUCAUGGUGGGUGGUGGUUAAUGUCUUUGGCCAAGAAUCUCAUACUUUUCACUGAUUUGGAAAACAUGACUGGAUGUUUAAAAAUAUUUGUUGACAAAGAGACUUAACAAAACAAUAACUGGAUCAUCACUAAACUUAAAACACAAAUGCAGUCAUGAGCAAUGGCGUCGUUUCAGAUGCAGACUGCUGACAGCCACUAAAUCUGCAACAGUGCGGACGGAGACUGUUACAUACUAGCCUAGAAGAUGUAUGAAAUUAAUUUUUUAAAUAAUCUCUGUACUGAGAAAUAAAAGACUUUUCAAAAUAAA